Molecule: messenger RNA, 1071 nt
Organism: Neolamprologus brichardi
Lineage: Eukaryota; Metazoa; Chordata; Actinopteri; Cichliformes; Cichlidae
Source: RefSeq, a predicted model, not a curated record
AUGGUGAUAGUCGGCAUGUUACUGAUGGUCCUCUUUGUUUCAGAUGCUUUGGCUGAUUGUCCUGAUGAAGCAGCACUCUCCAUAAAUGCAUCAAAGAAGCUGGAAGCACUGAGUGGAUCUUGUUUGCAAAUCCCAUGUAGCUUCAGACCCAAAGAAGAACAGAAAUUUAUCAGCACAAGAAAAAUUAUUGGAGUGUGGAUUAAAAAUCAAUCCCAAUUUAACAAUAAUCCAAACAAUGUGAUCUACAACAGUAAUAGAGCAGUUAACAUCUAUCCAAUGAGUAUUACUGGGAACCUGAGUCAGAGAGACUGCACCACUCUGUUUUCUAAUUUAACCACCACAUACACAGACACAUACUUCUUCAGAGUAGAGAGAGAACCAUUCAAGGCAACAGCUGCUUGUGAUCCUCUUCAAAUAACAGUCAGAGAUUCUCCUUGGAGGCCCAAUAUUACAAUCCCAGGUGAUCUGAAGGAGAAGAAGUCUGUCACUAUAACCUGCUCAGCUCCCACUCCCUGUCCACACUCCCCUCCUCAACUCACCUGGAAUCUCCAACAAGACUCUCACAAAAAAAUAGAGAAAAACACAGAUGGAAGCUUUACAACUAAAAUCCAGCAGAACAUCACUCUGUCAGACACACAUGAUGGAAAGAAGAUCAGCUGCUCUGCCAGAUAUCCUGUGAACCAAGGAAACGACACCAAGAGAGCAGAGACAGAAGAGACUCUCAGUGUUUCAUAUGCUCCUAAAAACACCUCAGCAUCCAUCAGUCCAUCAGGUUUGGUGUCAGCAGGCAGCUGGGUGAACCUGACCUGCUCCAGCAGAGCCAAACCUCCAGUCAGUAACUUCACCUGGUUCAAGAAGAGCAGAGAUGGAGCUGUGAAAGUAUCUGAAGGAGAGAUUUACAGCUUCAAUGUAACAGAUGGAGGAGUUUAUUACUGUGUGGCCACUAAUGAUCUGGGUAAUCAGACAUCAGCAGAGAUUCGUGUGGCUGUUGCAGGUCUCUUUUCAUCUGGAGUCACACUGUGGCCACUUAUUGGUGGAAUCAUUUGGAUUGUUGACCUCUUACUUCUGUAA